Galeopterus variegatus (Sunda flying lemur) is the source of this 3381-nucleotide messenger RNA. RefSeq names its product protein prune homolog 2-like. Lineage: Eukaryota; Metazoa; Chordata; Mammalia; Dermoptera; Cynocephalidae. Gene Ontology annotation, biological process: apoptotic process. The transcript is spliced from 11 exons. The record is from RefSeq and is a predicted model, not a curated record. Bases 1 to 3237 code for a protein of 1078 amino acids. Gene Ontology annotation, cellular component: cytoplasm.
AUGCCUACCCAAGAGCAGUGCCAGGACACCGUGCUGUCAGCUUGGGAUCAACCAGACCCAUCUCCUCACACAGGUGAAAAUGAACGUGUUAUAUCUAAUGUUUCAACUAUUGUGUGUCCAGAAACAAAUUGGUGGGAACAAGAGAAAUCAUACCUCAGUGAAAUGACAAAUUCAAGCAUUGCCACAGAAAAUUUCCCAGCUGUCAGUUCUCCCACACAAUUAGUAAAGAAGUUAUCCUCCGAAUGGGGUGGCUCUACCCCGAGUGAGAGUCCCCAAGAUGCCUUUGUUCCAGAUAUUUUACAUGGCAACUUCCAAGAGGGUGAGCAACUGGCCACAGCUUCGCCUGACCUGUGGGUGGAUGCUAAGCAGCCCCUCAGUUUGAAAGUAGAUGGUGAGGGCCCCGAUAUAGUCACUCACUGUGACCAUGACAGCAAUUCUCAGGCUUCCAGCAGCCCUGAUAUAUGUCAUGACUCUGAAGCAAAGCAAGAGACUGAGCAGCACAUCAGUGCUUGCAGGGGACCUGACGUGGAAUCUGGUGAGUUUCAUCUCACUGAGCCAAAGACGAGUGAAGGGCCCAGUUGGGAGCCUGGGCAGGAAUUUGUCCCAUACAGUUCAGAGCUCUGUUCUGACAAUGCAAUUCCGCUGCCUCCAACCAGCAAUCAAGCAAACAUGAAUGGCACAUCUCAGCCCGCCUCUCAUAAAAGUCCUCCUGAACCCUCUGCAGCAAAUGGUGACAACCAUACAGGUGUAAAAGCAUCAGAACAAGGAACCAGCCCAGGGACAGCACCAAUUGUGGAACCCGACAACAGAACAAUCCCAGGGAUUGAAAAUGUGCAAACUAGCAUUUUUGUAACUCACCAAGAGCUUACUAUGGAAGGCGACAGCCCUUGGGUAUCAGAGGACUUUUCUCCUGAAAGUCAUUCAGGUGCAAGAACCUGGUUUGGCUGUGAGCAGCCUUUUGCUCCUGAGAAUCCCGCUGCAGUUAUCGAUGCUUUACUAGUCUCAGACACUUGCCUGGACGUAAGUGAAGCUGCCUUUGACCAUAGUUUCAGUGAUGCCUCAGGUAUGAACACAUCCACGGGAACAAUAGAUGACAUGAGUAAAUUGACAUUGUCAGAAGGCCAUCCGGAAACACCAGGUGAUGGGGACGCAGGGAGGCAAGAUAUCUGUUCAUCUGAAGCCUCAUGGGGUGAUUUUGAAUCUGAUGUAAUGAGCCAAAAUAUCGAUGAAGAUCUAAUGAAAGAGCCCGAACAUUUCCUCUAUGGUGGUGACCCUCCCUUGGAGGAAGACGCUCUGAAGAGAUCGCUGGCACCAUACACACCGCCCUUUGAUUUAUCCUCUCUCACGGAACCUGCCCACGGUGCAGAAACGACAGAGGAAGCUGGGUCCCCAGGGGAUGAGUCUCUGGAAAGCGAAGCAGCAGGGAUACUGCUUUCUGCUCUUCCAGAUGGGAGAAAUGAGGGAAACCACACUGAAACCAAAAGCAGGCAGCCUGAACCCCAGCUGGUUGUGCUGCAUAUUCACGAAGACCCUGAGUCGGUUUCUUUGUCUGUCGACGUGCACUCUGACACUGAGUUAUCUCCAUCGAACAACAUUGAGUUAUCUCCAUCAGACAUCGACUGGGAAGUAGAAUCAGAUCAUUCUGAUGCACCAGCAGGUGGCGACAUAGGACCGCCAAAUGGUGCCAGCAGAGGAAUAUUAGAGCUGGAAGAGGAAAAAAUAAUUCCUAUCAAAGAGCCUGAGCAGAUAAAGUCAGAAUACAGGGAAGGAAGAUGCACAGAGAAGAAAGAAGAUCAUGCUCUACACAUGGACUAUAUACUUGUAAACCGUGGAGAAAGUUCACCCCUGACGCCAGAGGCCUGUGAAGCAAGAGAAAGCAUAUCUGAACCAGAGGAAAUGCCCACAGGUUCUGAAGAAGCGAGGCUGCCAGAAACUCAGUCAACAAGCUUCCCAGACACAUGUCAGCCUCCCUCCUUAGAUGAUAGAAAAGAUCAUUCUGCAGAGAGAAUAUCUUCCAAAGAGGACAAGAGCUCAUCUCUUGAAAGCCCUGUGCAAGAGCAGAGUUGGAUGGUCUUGGGCCAUGGUGAGGUUAGUGAUCGGUUGUCAGAAGCCAGGGACUCAGGGCCUGGAAGUUGUGGCAAGACUAUGGAGCCAUUCUCUGAUCUCAGCUUGGGAAGGGGGCCCCAGAUGGAGGUUCUGGGAGAAAUGAAGCCUCUAGAAUCCUUAGCACUAGAGGAAGCCUCUGGUCUGGGCAGCCAGUCAUGGAAGACCAAGAGCCAUGGCAGGACUGGCCUGGAUGCAGUUAUGUUGCAGAUGGUCGCCCAUGACAAUGAGUGGGAAAUGCUUUCACCACGGCCUUCUCAGAAACACACGAUCUCUGAACUGGAAAUAGAGGAGGAGACAGAGUUCCUCGAGCCCAGAACUGGGAAACCAAGACCAAAUGGACUGCUGUCGGAGGAUGUAGGAAUGGACAUCCCCUUUGAGGAGGGAGUGCUGAGUCCCGAUUCUGCGGACCUGAGGCCUGAAGAUCCCACAGCCAACAAAGAUUCUGGCCAAGAGUCAGAGUCUAUUCCAGAAUAUACGGUCGAAGAGGAGCGGGAGGACAACCGGCUGUGGAGGACGGUGGUGAUUGGUGAACAGGAGCAGCGGAUCGACAUGAAGGUCAUCGAGCCCUACAGGAGGGUCAUUUCUCACGGAGGAUACUAUGGGGACGGUCUAAAUGCCAUCAUUGUGUUUGCCGCCUGUUUUCUGCCAGACAGCAGUCGGGCGGAUUACCACUAUGUCAUGGAAAAUCUUUUCCUAUAUGUAAUAAGUACUUUAGAGCUGAUGGUAGCUGAAGACUACAUGAUUGUGUACUUGAAUGGAGCAACCCCAAGACGGAAGAUGCCAGGGCUGGGCUGGAUGAAGAAAUGCUACCAGAUGAUUGACAGACGGUUGCGGAAGAAUUUGAAAUCCUUCAUCAUUGUUCAUCCAUCUUGGUUCAUCAGAACAAUCCUUGCAGUGACACGACCUUUUAUAAGUUCAAAAUUCAGCAGUAAAAUUAAAUAUGUCAGUAGCUUAUCAGAACUCAGUAGUCUGAUCCCAAUGGAGUGCAUCCAUAUCCCAGAGAGCAUCAUCAAACUGGAUGAAGAACUGAGGGAAGCAUCAGAAGCAGCUAAAACUAGCUGCCUGUACAAUGAUCCAGAAAUGUCUUCUAUGGAGAAGGAUAUUGACCUGAAGCUGAAAGAGAAGCUGUAGGUGGCCGUGGCUGGAAGAAGAGGAUGCUGGUCUGCUCUGUGGUUCUGUUGAAACUUACCUACCUGAAAGAGACAGGGCUGAUGUCACUUAUUUCCAUUUGCACUACCUGGUGCCAUCCUAAUUUUCUAAGGGGAGAAAAAGGAA